AGCUCACCUCCAGCUACAGGUUGUAUCUUAUCUUCCAGAGCUCCAACUCACCAGUCAGUUAAACUUACCGGAUCUCAUCCAUCACACACGUUCUGGAAGCAGUACUUGGUGCUUUUCCUUUUUACUUCAUCCUAGAACCAACAGUGAAGCAGUUUGCUGUAUCUCAUCAUCUGACGUUCCUCGGUGGGACACCUUGACAAGCCAUGACAUCCAUUGGUACUGGUUACGAUCUUUCCAACUCCGUCUUCUCGCCAGAUGGUCGGAAUUUCCAGGUGGAAUAUGCAGCCAAGGCAGUCGAGAAUGGUGGAACAGCUAUCGGUAUCAGAUGUACAGAUGGUGUCGUGUUGGCUGUAGAGAAGAUAAUUACGAGCAAGCUUCUGAAACCGGGUGCGAACAAGAAGAUAGCAACAGUGGAUCGCCAUGUUGGAAUUGUAUCAGCCGGACUCAACCCCGACGGUCGUCAUUUCGUUGCCCGAGCCAGGGACGAAGCCUCGUCUUGGAGAAGCGCAUACAAGGCGCCCGUACCGACCUCGGCGCUUGCUAACCGCCUUGGAAGCUAUGUUCAAGCCUUUACACUCUACUCUAGCGUGCGGCCAUUCGGCGUGACAUCUAUCGUUGGAGGCUGGGACUCUGAGGGCGAGUUGGCUGUUGACGGCCAAGUCGGAACCGGACCAAAGUCGGGAGCCGGUGGAAAGGUUGAAGGCGCCAAGGCCGGUGGACCUGGGCUAUAUAUGAUUGAACCCAGCGGGCUUUACUGGGUGUGUCUAUUUAUUCUACUUGCCUGUUAUAACCGAACAUUAACCUCUUCCCAGGGUUACUAUGGCGCCGCCACCGGAAAGGGAAGGCAAGCCGCGAAAGCCGAACUUGAGAAAUUAGACUUGCUCUCCGGUAACUUGAGCCUGGUCGAUGCUGUCAAAGAAGCCGCUCGAAUCAUUUAUGUCGCCCACGAAGAUAGUAAGGACAAGGAUUUUGAGCUGGAAAUGACCUGGAUUAGUUCUUUGCAUGGUCCUACCAAGGGAAGACACGAGGAAGUGCCGAAAGAGCUCUUCGAGGAAGCGGAGAAUGCAGCAAAGAAAGCGUUGGAAGGAGAAGAUGAUGAAGAGGAGGAGGGUGCGAAGGGCACCGCCAAUGAAGGUGAACGGAUGGAGGAAUGAUCACCCACAGGCUUGGAUUGAAAUGAUUUAAAGACGCCCAGUGUAUUCAAAAUAGAUAUCAGAUUAACAAGUCG
This is a messenger RNA of Aspergillus glaucus CBS 516.65, 1228 nucleotides long. Its product is annotated as proteasome core particle subunit alpha 7. Lineage: Eukaryota; Fungi; Ascomycota; Eurotiomycetes; Eurotiales; Aspergillaceae. Gene Ontology annotation, biological process: ubiquitin-dependent protein catabolic process. Bases 204 to 1154 code for a protein of 316 amino acids. The transcript is spliced from 4 exons. Gene Ontology annotation, cellular component: nucleus; proteasome core complex; proteasome core complex, alpha-subunit complex. The record is from RefSeq and is a predicted model, not a curated record.